UCCACCACCACGUGUUAACAUUUCUAACCUUUUAUUUUUCUGUUAGUAAACAAUGAUUGUGUAUAAGUUAUCUAGUGAAUUUAAAAAAAAAUAAUAAAAAUGGUGAGAGUAAAUGAUCGUCAUUUGAAAUACAAAGAAGUUGUCGUGUCGGCGGUAAAUUUGCUCGGAAUUCCCAAUAAAGAUUUUGCAAAAAAUCCACUGUCAUUUAUUCACAAAAUAGUCAACGAAUACAACAAUGAAUUUCGUCAAAAUCGCGUCAAUAAACGAACGCCAAUCAUUUUUUAUUAUUUACUUUGUUAUGAAUAUAAUUCUACAUUAAAUAGUCCAGUGCCUGCUCCAUCUGUUCAUUUAGACAAAUCAUUUUUUAAUGAUAUACUUAGUUAUAUACUCUGCAAUCACCAAAAUCCGAAUUGUGAUUCGAUCGAAUUUUUGUACGAUAUAAUUGUCUUGCAGUUAAAACUUUACUGCAGCGUACCAGAGGUCAGUAAUUUAUUUAAGGACUUCGUCAACUGUCAGUCGUCACUGAAAUUAAAUGGCACUAAUAUUUAUUAUAAAAUAAUUGAAUGUUUCAUCGAUGCCUUGUAUUUAAAAGGUUCAAUAAAUCACCAGGAAAUGAUUGAUGAUUGUCUGAUAAUUUUAGAAGAUUUGAAUCACUGGUUUGAAAAAAUAAAAAAUGAUGAGUGGAACCUUUUUGUUUCAAUUGUCUGGAAAAUAACUCUGACAUUAAACCAUAGAACUUCUCUGGACCAUUUUUGGGUGCUGAUAUUAAACUAUUCAAAGGACAAUUGGGAAAAUUCAUUAAAAUUGCUCGAUGAUCUGAUAAAUGACGUCUUGGCUUCUCCUUCUGUUGAAAGAAUAUCACUGAAUUUCAAGUGCUGUCACAGCGAAAUACUCUGGGAAUUAAUAAUACGGGGACUGAUGUCUCCAGAAGAGCAGCAUCACAAAUAUGGACUGAACAGCAUGAAAAAAAUAAUACAGUUCAUUGAUAAGUAUCAGGUGAUACCUAGUCAAGUAACGAAUAUCGUUCCGUUUAUCUGCUGUCCAAAGUACAAAGCAAUUCCGUCAUUCGCACAGUUGAUGAAUUUUUUUUUUUCAAUAAUCGAGAGCCUUGACCGGAAGCAGGUACAUGAAAUAAUUCCAGCGCUAUGUCGUUUGAAAUUAUUAGUAAAAUUUCAUGAUUGUCAUCUGACAUGUUUCAAUUGCUUCGAUUUUAUCUGGCUCGAGUGUAUUUUUAAACGCGCGCUAUUUCACAAGGAAACUGCAGUAGUCAAAUUAGGAGUAAUUAAUUUAUUACGAUUAGACCCUCGAUAUUACUACGAAGAUUUGUUAAUUACUUUAAUUAACGCGUUGAAUUCCCCGGGUAUUUAUGAUAACGAUCAGCAAGAUUUAGAGCCUCAGGUUGUUAAGGAAUUAUCAGAACUAUUCGUCAGAGCCGAGUACGCACAAGUUUCUUUGACCAAUUGGUUCAUUUGUCAUGCGUCACAAAUCACUUGGGAAUUCAUUCCAUUAUUUUACAUCACGUAUUCUCUGUGCAAAUCCGGACACAUGGUCAAUUACCCCAAUGAGUUUAAUAGAUGGGCUGAACAAGAAUUGGACGCCCUGAAAAUAAUCGUCGCAAAAAAUCUGGGUGCCCAAUCAACGUUGAAAAAUAUUUUCCUGUUCAAUAUAAUCGAUAUUAUUUAUCAUCAUAUCCCAGAUGCAAUUCCCUUUGAUUUUUUAUUAAAAAUUUAUUUAGAACUUGAGUCUUCCGGUAUGUCAGCGAAAUUAAUUACCAGUUCACUGCUCGAGCACGUGACGGCUGAUCAGGCAGCUGGCUAUGUUCUAGACUGCUGCUCAAAAUUAACUACAAAUAUCAAAGAAAAAACACCAGAUUCUGUGGACUUGAAAGGAUUCUCCAAAAUGACCGCUCAUUUAUUCGAAGCCCAGCUUAUUUUUAAAACAUCAGUUUGUCCUGAACUAAAUGUCCUGUCGAGUUUAUUCGACUCAAUAAUAAUCGAUCAAGCACCAGAGCAUAUUGAUAGAAAUAGUCACACGAGAAUGCUAGAUCUGUUCAGUUGUUUCCUCGCGGAAGUUAAGAAAAUUUGUAGUGAGGAAAAGAUUAAUUUCAUAUUCAAUAAAUUUAUUUCUAAUUUGGAGUCGGUAUUGGUGUCGGUGAUGAAUACUUUUGAGGAGCCAGUUAAUUAUUCCUACAAAGAAAUGCAAGUUUACGCGGAAUCUUUUCAUUCAGCGGCUGCACUAACGUCAGCCAAAACGGAGGAUUAUCGUGAAUAUUUUAGUAAAGUUCAAAAGGCCGUCGAAAUUGCGAUUUCUCAGUUCAAAUCUCCCGGGCCUGUAAAUAUUGUGCUGGUAUUUGCUCUGCACAUCAAUUACACCUGCGUUGAAUACUUGCCGAUAACAGAAAAUUCGAGCUUUAUGAUGUUGAAAAAUUUGUGUGUCCAGAUAUUUAGGAUCCCCAGGAGUAAGAUUACGCGCGAUCAAUUGAUUUUAAUAUCCUAUUGCUGUGGACUAAUAAUGAAGACUAUUCAUCAGUUUGUUAGUCAUUCAGUAAUUGCGAGUACUAUUAACGCUAAUGAAAUAUUGAUCAGUAUUAUAUAUCUAAUUAAGAUUAAGAGCAUUAUUGAUAAUGAGACUGUACGAUCGUUUACGAUGCUCGUCUUGGUAAAACUCAUGGAGUUGAGACGUCUGAUGCCCAGUUCUGUAGCAUCCGUUCAAUCAAUUGUUGACACUUUGUGGAACUACUUGUGGAAAAUUGAACGGAAUGAGAAAUUUUUCUGCCACUGCGGUGAACUUUUUAAUGUGGUAUUCGCACUUUCUACUUAUUCGAAUGAAGUACUUUACGAGAUAGGCAGAAAAUAUUUUUAUGAAAUGUAUGAAAGAAGUAAAAAUAUUCCGCGACUGAGAAAAUUUAUAAUGAAAAAAUUACUUACUGUUGAGAAAAACCGAUUUUUGAGAUUUGGGAGCCUGAUAACUAAAAGUUUUAUCUGCGAUGAAGAAAACUCUGAGGAGAAGAGACAAAACUUUCAGGUUGAAAUUUUCGCACUGAAAUUUUGCGAUCCUGAAAAAGUAAAUCGAUCUGAAAUGUACGUAAUUUAUCCAGCGAGACUAGUGAUUUUGUUUUGCUUUGUGUCCUUUCAGCUCUCGAUUUCUCAUAUAAAAGAGUCUACUGCGUUAUUGCUGUCGACGUUUGAGGAACAAUGUGAUAAGUGCAAUAGUAAAAAUAUUAGUGUGAAAAGUAAAAUUCGAGUUUUGCAAUUGCUGCUGUUGGUUCAGCAUAAAUUGCUUGAGUCAGAAGCGUCGCGGAUUAAUGAUUUGAUAAGCGAAUCUAUUUUUAAGCAAACCAAUGAGCCGCUCGUGAUGAUGUUGGAACAGUGGUUGUUGAUAAGGAUAUAUUUGAUGUACCCGAAACUGAGGAAAAAUUUGGGGGAUAUGUUUGAUAAGGCUGAACAACAGAAAUCAAAUUGUAUUACUUCUGUUUUAUUUAUUUUUUAUCAUGUCUCGCAGAAUAUAUGCAUCAGAGAACGUCAACAAAUUUUUAUUGCAAACGUAUUAGCCAAACUUGAAUCAUUUCGUUCUGAUAAUCAAUUUGUUGAUCUCUUUGCUAAGAUAGUGCUACAGAAGUUAUUAAAAAUAAGUUCACCGAAUCUUGCUAAUGUAUACAGCGCUUUAGAGUCUUCUGUUAAUAAAAGUUUGUUAGCUAAUAAGUAUUAUAAACAAUGGGCUGAAGAUUUUCGUUUUAAAAAAUUCAACCCUUAUACAAAUUACUCUCUCCGGACAAUUUUCUAUGAUCUUCCAAGACUGAUGGAUCGACCCAAGGAAGAAUGGAUAUUACCAGAGUUACUGGAGUAUGAAACGGUUCAUAGUCUUCCCGAUCCGUUGAUUCGCAUGCCAGUAAAUAAUUCACACUCGCUAGAAAAUAUCACCAAGAGUCAGAUGGUACAGAUACCAUACGAAAGGUUUGAUAAGCAAGACGAUAACUGUAGCAAUGCCAUUGAAGUGAUUGAAGUGGAAUGUAUGGAAACUUAAUUUCAUGGAUCGUAUGAUAAUUCUUCCUGACUAUUCAGUAUUCAACUGAACGAGCCAUUGGUACUGUAGUUACUUUUUUUUUUUCAAUGGAAUUAAUGGACUGAUUAAUGAUUUACGCUUAGAGUUUAAGUUUACUUAUAUUGUUAUUGA
This is a messenger RNA of Microplitis demolitor, 4173 nucleotides long. RefSeq lists its product as uncharacterized. Bases 100 to 4023 code for a protein of 1307 amino acids. NCBI's taxonomy places the organism in Eukaryota, Metazoa, Arthropoda, Insecta, Hymenoptera, Braconidae. The transcript is spliced from 4 exons. Gene Ontology annotation, molecular function: tRNA (guanine) methyltransferase activity. The record is from RefSeq and is a predicted model, not a curated record. Gene Ontology annotation, biological process: tRNA methylation.